UUUUAGUAGAAUUUUAAAAUGGAUAAUUAACUCAAAUUCCAUCACUUCUCUGUUUGCUCAUCAUAGUUGAGCGCAGACAUGCUGAGAACACUAGUUCUGAAGCGCACCGUCGCUCUCACUCGCCAACAUUCGCACUCCGUGCUCCUCCGCCGAUUUUCGGCGGCGCCGGAACCCGCCGCCUCCGCCGAUGCAGAAACCCGCAAGUACGCGGGCUACGCGGCGCUGCUCCUCUUCUGCGGUGCCGCCACCUAUUACAGCUUCCCCCUGCCGGUCGAUGCCAAGCACAAGAAGGCGCAGAUCUUUCGGUACGCGCCGUUGCCGGAGGACCUGCACACGGUGUCGAACUGGAGCGGGACGCACGAGGUGCACACUCGCAACUUCUUCCAGCCGGAGAACGUGGAGCAGCUGGAGCGCGUGGUGAGGGAGGCGAACGAGAAGAGAGCCCGAAUCCGUCCGGUCGGGUCGGGGCUGUCGCCGAACGGGAUUGGGCUUUCGAGGGUCGGAAUGGUGAACUUGGCGCUGAUGGAUGGGAUAUUGGAAGUGGACAAGCAGAGUAAGACUGUGAGGGUGCAGGCCGGGAUCAGAGUGCAGCAGCUUGUGGAUGGACUCAAGGACCACGGUCUUACCUUGCAGAAUUUUGCUUCCAUUAGGGAGCAACAAAUUGGUGGCAUCAUUCAGGUUGGUGCACAUGGCACCGGUGCAAAGUUGCCUCCUAUUGAUGAACAAGUGAUUGCCAUGAAAUUGGUCACCCCUGCCAAAGGGACUAUAGAAAUAUCGAAAGAUAAAGAUCCGGAGCUGUUUUAUCUUGCUCGAUGUGGUCUUGGAGGACUUGGAGUUGUGGCUGAAGUCACCCUUCAAUGUGUUGAUCGACAGGAGCUUGUGGAGCACACAUUUGUCUCAUCCAUGAAGGAGAUAAAGAGAAAUCACAAGAAAUUGUUGUCUGACAAUAAGCAUGUGAAGUACCUUUAUAUCCCUUACACCGACACUGUUGUGGUUGUGCGGUGCAAUCCUGUUUCAAAGUGGAAAGGUCCUCCCAAGUUUAAACCACAGUAUACUAAAGAUGAAGCCAUACAGCAUGUGCGUGACCUUUACAGGGAGUCCCUCCAGAAAUAUGGAGCAGGAGGAUCUAGGGGUGAAUCAGCAGAAGAACAAAAAAUAGAUGAACUUUCUUUCACAGAAUUAAGAGAUAAACUAAUUGCCCUGGAUCCUCUCAAUAAAAAGCACAUCAUCAGCAUUAAUCAAGCUGAGGCCGAGUUCUGGCGGAAGUCAGAAGGUUACAGGGUUGGAUGGAGUGAUGAAAUAUUGGGCUUUGAUUGUGGAGGCCAACAGUGGGUAUCGGAGACAUGUUUCCCAGCUGGAAAACUAGCUAAUCCAAGCAUGAAAGACCUUGAAUACAUUGAAGAGCUGAAGCAACUUAUAGAGAAUGAAGAGAUACCUGCACCUGCUCCAAUUGAGCAACGUUGGACAGCGAGCAGUAGGAGUCCCUUGAGUCCUGCUUCAAGCCCAUCUGAGGAUGAUAUAUUUUCUUGGGUGGGUAUAAUCAUGUACCUCCCUACCAUGGAUGCUCGGCAGAGGAAGGAUAUAACAGAAGAAUUCUUUCAUUACAGGCAUCUGACUCAGGCGACAUUAUGGGAUCGUUACUCUGCAUUUGAACACUGGGCUAAGAUUGAGGUUCCAAAGGAUAAGGAGGAACUUGCAGCUCUCCAAGCAAGGCUAAGAAAGAGGUUUCCUGUGGAUUCAUACAAUAAAGCAAGAAAGGACCUGGACCCCAAUAGGAUCCUUUCAAAUAACAUGUUGGAAAAGCUCUUCGCGCAAUCAAACACCAUAUAAAUUCUGGAUGCAUUGGACUCGGAAGCUUAAAGAAUUGUGAUGUAUGUACAUAUAGAGGUGCUGAAAGAGGAAGCAUAGAGAAAGGGUAAUGGGGGGAAAUGGAGGAGAAAAUAUUUUGAUAUAGUUGUAUGAAUUGCUGCCUGAUAAGCGUCAAUCAUGACCAUCAUACUUCAUUUUUUUGCGUUCAAUUGUUAUUCCACAACUUGUUUGAGAUUUCUAAAAACAUUUUUCUUGUCAUGAUAAACAUCGGAUGCAAGACCUUUCGAAAGAAAUAAUGGGGAUUACUCCAAUUGGUAUCUA
Molecule: messenger RNA, 2130 nt
Organism: Vigna umbellata (rice bean)
Lineage: Eukaryota; Viridiplantae; Streptophyta; Magnoliopsida; Fabales; Fabaceae
Source: RefSeq, a predicted model, not a curated record